ACCAAAAGGUGUCCUAAUGGCCGCGGGGCAUUCCCCACAACUAACCGCCUCAUCUCAUUCUCUCCCGCCACAAGCUACCGCGAAUGCUUCUUACUUUUGGCCACCGAGCAGCUUUUUCGGCGUUUCGCUCCCGAGGUAGGCUCAUGCGGCGGAGGCGCUGUCUACAACUGACUCCUCGCAGUUAUAACACCCCUUGCCCAGACUUGCUCUCUGUUGUCCAUAUCGCGUACGAUGUACAGCACAUGCGCCCCACGCAGUAAUGAGUGGACACGUUCGCCUGCUGAAUUCGACUUCCGCUCUGACACCGUGACCUCGCCGACACCCUCUAUGCUCGCCGCACUCUCCAAUGCCUCCCUCGGCGAUGACGUCUACCAAGAAUCAACGACCACGAAUGCCCUCUCCACCCGUAUCGCGAAACUCUUUGGGAAAGAAGUCGCGCUAUUCGUUCUUUCAGGGACGAUGGGGAAUCAGCUCUGUAUCCGUGCGCUUCUCGAGCAGCCGCCGUACUCGGUACUUUGCGAUCACCGGGCCCACAUCUGUACGUCUGAAGCGGGCGCAACGGCGUUAAUCUCACAGGCAACCAUCACCCCAGUGAUACCCCGCAACGGACUCUAUCUCACUCUCGAGGACGUGAAGAAACACGUUAUCAUCUCGGAUGACAUCCACUACGCGCCUACUAAGAUUAUAUGCUUGGAGAACACCAUUUCGGGUGUGAUUCAUCCCCUCGACGAGAUCAAGCGGAUAUGUGCUUUUGCUCGAGAGCAUGGGAUCGGCGUGCACCUGGACGGCGCAAGAUUGUGGAAUGCAUGCUCCGUUCCCUCGUCGCCAUCGCUUGCGGAAUAUGCACGUGAGGCGGACUCGGUGUCGGUGUGUGUUAGCAAGUCGUUGGGUUGUCCUGUAGGCUCUUUCAUCGUGGGAUCAGAGAAACUGGUCGCAAAGGCGACUCACAUGCGGAAACUUCUCGGGGGCGGGAUCCGGCAGGCCGGGAUCUUGACGGCAAUGGCGGAGGUUGGACUAGACGAGGUGUAUCUAGCUGGAAGAUUGGAAGAGUCAAAUGUAUAUGCCAAGCAAGUGGAGGCUGCAUGGGUGAGAUGCGGAGGGACGGUGACACUGCCGGUGGAUACCAAUGCCGUGUGGCUUGACCUUGAAGGCCGAGGGGUCAGCUUAGAGAUUUGGCAGCAGGUUGGGGAGGACAUCGGAGUUAAACUAGGCGGUGAACGGAUCAUGUGUCACUUCCAGAACUCGGCUGAGGCGGUCAAGAGGUUGGAAGAUGUUAUGAAGGAGGCUUGCCGCAGGGCAGAUACUGUAGGGCUGGGCACAGAGAGGGGAGGAGAGGAUGAGGUAGCGUCCAAGUCGUAUCUCAGAAGUAAACAUUGAUAAGGCUGUUUCUCGCCGGCAUUACCGGUUUGCUUGAAGGUUUCAGGGCCUGUUCAUUCGGCUCGUUUAAGGUCUUUCGUGUUUUCCUUACGUCCGUAUCAUUCUAGACCCUGGGAGGCGUUCGGCUGUUUGUAUCGACUGCAGAGGACUUUUUAUGGUCUCACAAGCCCUGGUAUCCGUGG
Molecule: messenger RNA, 1559 nt
Organism: Tricharina praecox
Lineage: Eukaryota; Fungi; Ascomycota; Pezizomycetes; Pezizales; Pyronemataceae
Product: pyridoxal phosphate-dependent transferase
Exons: 2
Coding region: 232-1377 (381 amino acids)
Biological process (GO): L-threonine catabolic process; glycine biosynthetic process
Cellular component (GO): cytosol
Molecular function (GO): L-allo-threonine aldolase activity
Source: RefSeq, a predicted model, not a curated record